AUGCAGUUUAAUGAUAGCUGUCCUAUAUCAAAACAAACCGAAUCAAUUGCUGAAACUAUACAAGAUUUGAAUACUAGAAUAAGAAGUCUUGAAAUAAAGUUGACUUAUCUUAAUCCGGAUUCAAGUGAGAAGAAAACGCUUGCUACUGAAAUUGGUGAAAUCAAAAAACUUGUGUCGGCUCACGAGAACAAUUUGAAGCAAUUGCGAAAAAAUAAUCGAACUUCUUUUAUAUUUUGUGCACUGUUAAUCUUCUUAAUUUUCCUUAUUUAUUGUACAUACGUUCUGAUCUACGGAUAUUAA
Messenger RNA from Clunio marinus, 300 nucleotides. The record is from the annotation of a GenBank genome assembly. Lineage: Eukaryota; Metazoa; Arthropoda; Insecta; Diptera; Chironomidae.